Hyaloscypha bicolor E is the source of this 1064-nucleotide messenger RNA. Its product is annotated as ras-domain-containing protein. The transcript has 6 exons. The record is from RefSeq and is a predicted model, not a curated record. Lineage: Eukaryota; Fungi; Ascomycota; Leotiomycetes; Helotiales; Hyaloscyphaceae. Gene Ontology annotation, molecular function: GTP binding; GTPase activity. The coding region runs from base 148 to 774 and encodes 208 amino acids.
CCUUGACACAACCCAGGAAAUUUCCAAAAAGGGCGCCUCAAUAACCAACACACAUAUCACGGAUUCUUUGUACAUACUUGACCGCCCCCUUCUGAAGAUUUGCAUUUCCCUCGACUUUUUGUGGGCCACCAUAAUAAUAGCGACAAAAUGGCGCAGGCAGGCGGAUCGUACAAUAAUCCGUUGAAGAAGUUCAAAUUGGUAUUCCUCGGAGAACAAAGUGUUGGGAAAACGUCCCUUAUCACCCGUUUUAUGUACGACUCCUUCGACAACAUGUACCAGGCGACAAUAGGCAUCGAUUUCCUGUCAAAAACCAUGUACCUUGAAGAUCGAACUGUGCGAUUACAGUUAUGGGAUACGGCAGGUCAAGAACGGUUCCGGAGUCUGAUUCCAUCAUACAUUCGAGAUUCCAGCGUGGCUGUGGUGGUUUAUGAUAUUUCAAAUGCGAAAUCUUUCCAGAACACGCGGAAAUGGGUAGAUGACGUUAGAGGAGAGCGAGGAAACGAUGUGAUCAUUGUUCUAGUGGGUAACAAAACGGAUUUGAAUGAUAAGAGAGAAGUCACAACACAGCAGGGAGAAGAGGAGGCGAAGAAGAACAACCUGAUGUUUAUCGAAACGAGUGCGAAGGUGGGACAUAACGUCAAGAAUCUGUUCAGGAGGAUAGCUCAGGCUCUGCCUGGAAUGGAAGGCGCCGAGGGAGCCGCAGCGGCCGGAAACCAGAUGAUCGAUGUCAACAUCAAUCCAGCGCCUGCAAACCAAGAAGGUUGUGCUUGUUGAGAAGCAGAAUGAGAAACAUUCACUUCGUCGUCUUGUUUUAUAGGAAAAUUUCAGGGAUAUGAGCAUAGUUCAGCGUUUUGGCAGCAUUCGGUGUUGUAUGAUUGAUACCAGCAGCGGGCGCACGCAAUAAUGUAGUUAAUAUUAACAAAAUCGACUGGUUGCUCGUCUAUUCAUUCUGUGUUGAUCGUAGUGGGUCCUCGAAGAAAAGGCUGCUGAGGAUGACUUACGAAAGAAAAUCAGGAGUAUCGAUAAAUGGCAAUUCACGUGAAAAUACAUAAGAUGAAGACCAG